Nelumbo nucifera (sacred lotus) is the source of this 2840-nucleotide messenger RNA. RefSeq names its product bifunctional TH2 protein, mitochondrial-like. Gene Ontology annotation, cellular component: cytosol. The record is from RefSeq and is a predicted model, not a curated record. NCBI's taxonomy places the organism in Eukaryota, Viridiplantae, Streptophyta, Magnoliopsida, Proteales, Nelumbonaceae.
UCACAUCCAUCUGAUCGGAAUAGUUUCCGAGGAUGAAAUUGAUACGAGUACGAUAUUGGAAUAGGAUAGGAAGUAGGGAGUCAUUUGAGAAGCCCACCUAAUAACGGAGAUGAGUAAGGAAGACGAGUAGUGUCGUCUCGCGUGGGUUGUGAGUUGUGACAUCUAACUGCCGACUCGUUCCGAUAUACGACCGCCCUCCACUUACUCCGUCACGACUCACGCGACUGGCCACCCUCGAUUUAAGUAAAGUCCGCCGGCCGCCGUCCCUCUCUCUCUCUCUCUACUUUCUGUUUCUUUCGUUUCUCUCAAGUGGGACUGAAUCUAUAAAUACAAGUGUAAAGAGACUUAAAUUUCUCUUUCUUCUUCUUCCUCUUCUUCUUCUCUCUCUCGGCGUUAUUGAUGCGUCCCUGCUUGAAUCCGAGCAACAACGCUAGCCUGAGAAUCAUUUCCGCCUCUUUGUUCAGAUUUGGUCGCUUGGAUCCUCUUCCAUCCUUGUUCCGAUCUUCUUCUGGUAUUCGAUUCCCGCGUAAGCACUGUUCGAGCUCUGUUGAUUUGAAUCGGACGACAUUCACGACGACGACGGCGAAGAUGGGUGUGGUGGCAGCCACUGAUGGAGAAGGGAUAGCGAGGCGAUUCUGGAUCAAAUUCAGGAGGGAAUCGGUGUUCGCGAUGUACACUCCUUUCGUCAUCUGCUUGGCGUCUGGCAAGUUGGAAUUGGAGACGUUCCGCCAUUAUAUCGCUCAAGACGUGCAUUUCCUUAGGGCUUUUGCGCAGGCCUAUGCAUUGGCGGAAGAGUGUGCGGACGAUGAUGAAGACAAAUCUGCGAUCUGCAAAUUGAGGAAAUCCGUCAUGGAGGAGCUUAAAAUGCACGAUUCUUUUGUUCGAGAAUGGGGUAUUGAUCCUACAAAUGAAAGCACCUCCACUUCUGCAACACUAAGGUACACAGAUUUCUUGUUGGCAACAGCCUCUGGGAAAGUUGAAGGAUUAAAAGCUCCUGGUAAAAUUGCAACUCCCUUUGAGAAAACAAAAGUUGCUGCUUAUACACUAGGUGCAAUGACACCUUGCAUGAGGCUAUAUGCAUUUCUGGGUAAGGAGCUCCUGGCACUUCUUGAUACUAAUGGGAGCAGUCACCCCUACAAGAAAUGGAUUGACAAUUAUUCCUCUGAAGCUUUUGAGGCAUCGGCUCUGCAAACUGAAGAAUUGCUUGAUAAACUAAGUGUCUCCUUGACAGGAGAAGAGCUUGAAGUAAUAGAAAAGCUUUAUCAUCAGGCCAUGAAGCUUGAAAUAGAAUUUUUUUGUGCUCAACCGAUCACUCAGCGAACUAUAGUCCCUUUGUCCAGAAUACAUGAUCCUGCAGAAUAUCAACUUAUUAUAUUUUCUGAUUUUGAUCUGACUUGCACUGUUGUUGACUCCUCUGCUAUUCUGGCGGAGAUUGCAAUACUUAGUGCACCCAAAGCUGAUCAGGUUGGGCCUGAAAACAUGCUUGCUUGGAAGUCAUCAGCUGAUCUGAGGAAUACAUGGGGUGUUCUUUCCAGGCAAUAUACUGAAGAGUAUGAACAAUGUAUAGAGAGCAUGAUGCACUCUGAGAAAGUGGAAGAAUUUAACUAUGAUGGUCUGUGUAAAGCACUUGAACAACUCUCAGACUUUGAAAAGCGCGCAAAUGCACGAGUGAUUGAGUCAGGAGUGCUGAAGGGUUUGAAUGUAGAAGACAUAAAGCGGGCUGGUGAGCGUCUCAUACUUCAAGAUGGUUGUACAGGGUUCUUCCAAAAGAUUGUAAAGAAUGAACAACUGAAAUCAGAUGUGCAUAUACUUUCAUAUUGUUGGUGUGGUGAUCUUAUUAGGUCAACCUUUUCAUCAGGUGGUCUUGAUGUUAUGAGCAUACAUGCAAAUGAGUUCACUUAUGAAGAGUCCAUUUCCACGGGUGAAAUUGUUCCGAAGAUGGAGUCUCCCUUGGACAAACUACAAGCUUUUAAGGAUAUUCUAAAGAACCGCAAUGAUGAUAGAAAACAUUUAUCUGUAUACAUCGGAGACUCAGUUGGGGACUUACUCUGCCUGCUUGAAGCAGAUGUAGGCAUUGUGGUUGGGUCCAGCUCAAGCCUAAGGAAAGUGGGGAGUCAGUUUGGUGUAUCUUUUAUUCCAUUGUUCUCUGGUUUGGUGAAGAAGCAGAGAGAAUUCAUUGAAGGUGACUCUUCCAAUUGGAAAGGGCUAUCGGGCAUUCUUUAUACGGUCUCUAGUUGGGCUGAAGUACAUGCCUUUAUUUUAGGGUCAUAGAAUCAUUUGUCAAUAAGCCUUUUCCUCUCUCUCUCUCUCUCUCUCUCUGUAAUUGUCUAGAACAAAUCAUGAAUUCAUAUAUAGUAGGAUAUGUAGAUACAAGUGGUGGCUAAUUUUAUGAAGGGCCACUGCAAGCUGUUGUUUCUUCCUGCAAGGGCCGCUGAUACAAAAUGCUCAGCCUUGGUGGAUAUACUGAUUACAGCCGGUAUUGGGAAGUGCAGGCAGCAAAUGUCAAGGCAAGAGGAAAUGGAUCAAUUUCUUUGUCUAGAUUUUUCAUAUAAUUGUUUUUUUUUUGUCUUUUUCCUCUUUUGUAGAACAAUUGCUACCCAGAUUUAUGGGCAAUUGCAAUUUUAGGGGUUAUUUAUAUCGCCAUGUACGUUCAUUGUAAUUUGUUAGGGGAAUCGAUCCUGGCUGUUGGUUAUAUUUUUCCCCAAUUCCAUCAGCUGCUUUUUUUCUUGAAAUCUAUGUAGUACACAUCAUCAUCAAGACAACUGAGAAGAAUGGGUGUACAAGGAAUAUCCUUGUUCUGAUAUUAAAGUACUAGGGUUGAUUCAUCAAGGUUGCUUUUA